AUGGGUAUGGGUAUAACCAUUUAUGCAAUUAUCCAACAGAAACGAAGACCGCACAACACACAUUUUCUUUUCCAAGAUAGGGAAGAAGUAAGAACUAUGAUGCUGGUGAGUGAAACCUCCUCUUUUUUGCAACCUUUGUUCUUCACUCCGCUGGCCAUUUUCCUCAUCCUCCUUUACAGAUGGUACUCCUCCGCUACAACCACCAACAAGACCCCUUCACCACCUUCCCCACCAAAGCUCCCAAUCAUUGGGAACUUGCACCAAGUAGGGUUGUACCCUUACCGCUCCUUUCAAGCCUUAUCUCAACGCCAUGGCCCUCUCAUGCUUCUCCACUUUGGAAGAGUCCCAGUCCUAGUUGUAUCUUCAGCUGAGGCUGCCCGUGAGAUCAUGAAAACCCAUGACCACACAUUUUCUAAUCGUCCCAAGUCCACCAUCGUUGAGAAGCUUCUGUACAACCACAAAGACGUUGCAUUUGCUCCUUAUGGUGCGUACUGGAGGCAGGUAAAAAGUAUAUGCGUCUUAAAUCUUUUGACCAACAAAAGAGUUCGGUCUUUUCGCUCAGUGAGAGAAGAGGAAACCAAAUCCAUGAUCAGCAAGAUAAAGCAUUCGUCAUCAUCGCUUCUGAAUUUAAGCGAAAUGUUUGUAAGGCUUGCUAAUGAUGUGGUAUGUAGAGUGGCGCUGGGGAGGACGCACAAUGGUGGAGAAGAUGGGAGGAUGUUUACAGAGCUUUUAAGGGAGUCCAUAGAAUUAUUGGGAAUUAUCGACAUCGGGGACUAUAUCCCGUGGCUUUCUUGGUUGCGCCAUGUCAAUGGUUUGGUGGCCAAGGUAGACAAGGUGGCUAAGCAGUUUGAUGACUUUAUAGGUGGAGUUAUUCAAGAGCAUAUGAACUGUAGUUCAAAGAGUGAAGAUGAUGACCGGAAUGAUUUUGUCAAAGUUUUGCUUGCAGUUCAGAAAGAAAACUUGGCUGGUUUUCCUAUUGAUAUAGCUACUGUAAAAGCUCUCAUCUUGGAUAUGUUUGCUGCUGGUACGGAUACAUCAUCUACAUUCCUAGAGUGGGCAAUGACUGAGCUUUUAAGGCAUCCAAGGGUCAUGAACAAAUUGCAGAAAGAAGUAAGGGGAAUAGUCGGAAGCAAAACAGACGUACUCACGGAGGAUGAUUUGGUCGAAAUGCCCUACUUGAAGGCGGUGAUAAAGGAAACUCUUCGAUUACAUCCACCACUUCCAUUACUAUUGCCCAGGUUGUCGACCCAAGACGUGGAAAUAAAUGGUUACAACAUCAAAGCCAAGACACAAGUCAUCAUCAACGCAUGGCACAUUGGAAGGGAUCCCAAGGUCUAUGACAAACCAGAAGAUUUCGAGCCAGAAAGGUUCUUGAAUAGCGAGAUAGAUUAUAAGGGGACUAACUUUCAGUUGAUUCCGUUCGGAGCUGGUAGGAGGAUCUGCCCUGGAAUUCAUUUUGCCAUGGCAAUUAAUGAGAUUGCCUUAGCAAGUGUUGUGUACAAUUACGAUUGGGAAUUGCCUAGCGGAGCAAGUGUGGAGGAUUUAGACAUGACUGAAUCUCCUGGUUUAACCGUACAUAGAAAAAAUCCUCUCAAAGCUGUUGCUAUUCCAUAUUCAUAUUGAAAGAUGGAUAUAAGAAAAUGAAAUUCAUAGUCCUCCGUAUAUGUUUAUUUAUCAAAAUAAAAUUAGCGAUCCUCAAGUUUAACUACCA
Messenger RNA from Pyrus x bretschneideri (Chinese white pear), 1711 nucleotides. Its product is annotated as cytochrome P450 736A117-like. The transcript is spliced from 3 exons. Gene Ontology annotation, molecular function: heme binding; monooxygenase activity; oxidoreductase activity, acting on paired donors, with incorporation or reduction of molecular oxygen. The record is from RefSeq and is a predicted model, not a curated record. The coding region runs from base 1 to 1623 and encodes 540 amino acids. Lineage: Eukaryota; Viridiplantae; Streptophyta; Magnoliopsida; Rosales; Rosaceae.